Coregonus sp. 'balchen' is the source of this 7627-nucleotide messenger RNA. The record is from the annotation of a GenBank genome assembly. NCBI's taxonomy places the organism in Eukaryota, Metazoa, Chordata, Actinopteri, Salmoniformes, Salmonidae.
AUGCCUCUAACGGGGUCUCGGUCCUUGGGUGUGUCCACUGAGCUGCAGGUGUGUCUGCUGGAGCCUGUGGAGGGCCUCCUGGGAUCAGUGAUGGCUGAGGAGGGAGAGUGUCCAGACUCAGACCUUUAUGUUAGAGUCUCCCUGGAUCGGGGAGCCCCGGUGCAGCUUCUCUUCCAGGUGUCUGGAGCCAACGACAGCAUCUCUGAGACCAGAGACAUGCAAAACAGCAGCAUGCAGGUUUACAAUAUCUCAACCACUAUCCAAGGUACCUAACCUAUCUACUCAAAGUGUCAUCCAACAAACCUUAAUCAGGGAUUAAAACAGUGACAGAUGAAGAUACCUUUUUAAAAAAAAGAUUAUUUAUAAUAUUCUUGUUUAUAUUAUUUAUAUCAGCUGUUUUGUUACAGGAUAUUUGCAAGUGAAAGUCAGGGCCUGGAAUGUCUUCUCACACAUGGAUGUGGAUGUGGGGAACACAACAGCAAUUUGUCACUACAGUUCAGACCUCAGGCGGGAUGACUAUGUAAACGCAGUAUGUGAAAUAGCUAAGUAUUUAAAAAUAUAUAUUUGUUCCCUCUUUAACAUUAAACAGGUAGCACCUUUUUCACUAAUGUGAUGGUAAUUCUUUUCCUGCAGUUUUUCUUCACACAUUUGUUUUCAUCUCCAGACAGAAAAGCAUAUGAGAGUUUGCGGAGCUUAUAACUUGAGAAUCACUGCCAUUCCAGAAACUGCCAGUCAAGACACUGAAAGCGUCAAACUUGAGGUAACUGGCUUAGGAGGACUAUCUAAUGGAAUGCAGAGCAAAUUUGAAUGGGAAUGCAGUAAGUACCACUUAAGGCCUUUAAGCCACAAGGCUGUCGAUGAGAACCCUCUCAUCUCACCCUAUUAUAAAAUGAAAAACAAUGACUGUAAACUUUGUUUUAUCAAUGUAAUUUAAAUUUUCUAUAACAAUCUCAAUCGUUUUUUUCUCUGUUUACUCAGUGUCGUGUCUGUCAUCUUUUUACAGCAUGUCCUUAUGGUGGUAUUUUCUAACCAUUUCCCCUUCUAAUUCCAAUAGAAGAAGACUGUAAGGGGAAGGGGAAAUGCAAUGAUAAAACAACGGACAAGACUCGUUUGAUUGAAAAAGAUUGUCUUCCAAACCCAUUUGAGUUCUUUGAAUACACUUUUUCUGUGAAGAGAAGGGUUAAGAAUGGGAAAUGGGUUGACUGGAUUUCAACAUCCCGAUGCAUCACGGUUACUCCAACAAAAUUCACCAACUUUAGAAUUAGGUAAUAUGGGGAUAGGCUUAAAAUAGUGAAGUGAAUAUAUUUAAACAAAGUCAUGCUAUUUUAUUGAUAACUCCUAUCAGUAUCAUUUAAAAACAGGUAAUGACAAUAGUAUAAAAACUGCUAUUCAAAUAUCCCUAUAAGCCUAUUAAUAAUUCUAGUAUCAUCAUCAUCAUCAUCAUCAUCAUCAUCAUCAUCAUCCUCAGAGAAGUACAGGUAACUGCCAAAAUAAAGGAAACACCAACAUAAAGUGUCUUAAUAGGGUGUUGGGCCACCACGAGCCACCAGAACUCCUUCAAUGUGCCUUGGCAUAGAUUCUACAAGUGCCUGGAUCUCUAUUGAGGGAUGUGACACCAAUCUUCCACUACAAAUUCCAUAUUUUAGUGUUUUGUUGAUGGUGGUGGAAAACGCUGUCUCAGGCGCCACUCCAGAAUCUCCCAUAAGUCUGCAAUUGGGUUGCGAUCUGGUGACUGAGACACACACACACAAACACACACACACACACACACACACACACACAUCUCUACAUCUAGCCAUGGUAGCCAAAAUAAUGGUUAACUGGGCAUUUUUAUACAUGACCCUAAGCAUGAUAGGAUAAUAAUAAUUACGUAAUUAACUCAGGAACCACACCUGUGUGGAAGGACCUGCUUUCAAUAUACUUUGUAUCCCUCAUUUACUCAAGUGUUUCCUUUAUUUUGGCAGUUACCUGUAUAUUGGACAUCAUAAGGAUUUAUGAUGUCCAAUAUACAAGUGGCCAUAUAGUUACUAAAUAUCUAGAAUGAAUCGGGUUAGAAAUUAUUUAGUUAAAACUAUUAACAGAUUUGUAAUCCUUAAGUAUACAACAGGGUUAUUUCAUUAGCAUAUUAAUUAACUGAUUUAAUUAGAAUUCAGAAGUAAAUUGGUCACAUUUACAUUGAGUUGCUCUCAUGCCUCUGUAGCAUGCUGUAAUUAUCCUAAUAAUAAUGUUGCAUUAAAUGCCCAAUAAUUACAUAAUAAUGUAUUAAUUGCUUUGUUAUUACAAAGGUAAGCUGUUUCUGGUACAACAAGUGGAAUAGUCACUGUUCCUAUUUCCAUUUGUGUGAUAACAAUAACUGCUGAAGUCCAUUGCUAUGUAAUUAUGAAGCAAUAAUGAAGUUACUAUGUAACAAAAUGUGAAUCCAAUGUUCUUAUGAUUAUCUAUUUUAUGCUAAAAACGUACCUAUAUUCUUUCAGUUGCCUUGAUAAUUGUAAAAUAGUGGAUGUAAAAAAAGAUGUAAAAUUAAAACUGGACUGUAUCUCCAGUUGCCCAGAGGUAAUUUGGCAUAUUGAAGACCCAAAACCUUCAACAGUAUGUCUGAGAUUCCACUAUUGUUGCAUGCUGAAUGCAAUCAUAUUUUGAUUGAUUUUCAUGUGUGAAUGAGUUUCGUUAGAGUGCAUGAAUCAAUUAAUUGACUAACUCAUGUUGUCUAAUUUGGAGUUGACAUAUAGAUAAAUCUAGAUAAAUAAAACAAAUCGAUGCAUAAACACAUUAUUUGUGGACUGCAUGUGAUUUACUAUACAAUAGCCAGAGUUCAGUGUACAUGAGGACGACAUUUUGAAUUCUGUGGUGUUCUAGGGUGCCCUGCAAAACUGUUACAGCGACGCAGGGAAAAAGCCACUUAAGGAGAGAAAAGAUCAGGACGGUCAGAAAGAGUACAAAGUCAGCAAAAACUAUCUGAAAGAAGCUUCCGAUGGGUUUUCAGAAUCUCAAUGUGAUAGUUUAUGGUGAGUAUCAAUUUCUUGUAUUCAAUGCCAAAAGCAUUUACUGUAAGUACAGGCUAAACGUUUGGUUAAUACAGUUGAUGACAGGAUGUCCAUCAGAUAUGUUGAACUUACAUCAAACUGUUCUUUAGUGUAUUGACAGAAAAAUUAAUGUGCAAAAAAAACUGUAAUAUUUAGACAUUUCCGACUGAUCAAUUACACAUCCCUUUUUCAGUUUGAGCCAAUUAUAGGAGCUUAUUUUGGAUUGAUUCAUCCUCAGAAAGUAUGGACCUAAUGUAACAUGUUCACAAGUGGAAAUAAGAUAUCAAUAUCCCUUUAUAUCACCAUUCUUUAGAUAAGAAAACGUUUGAAUAUGCCAAGUACACCAUUCAGAUACCAGGUGUAACUACUCCUGCACCUGCUGAUACUACACUACCUGUAACCGCUGCUCCGGCUAUCACCUUAAGUCCCCCUUCAUGUAGUAUUUUCCCUCUGAAUGGCACCGUUCUGGAUCCUUUCACUAUCACCUGUACAACACCUACAUCCUGCACAGACGGCUGCCAAUAUUGUUUUAAAACUGACCAAGGUGAGUAUCCCUCUUUGCCACUGUUGUAUAUUUCAGGAGACCUUCUCCCAUCAAAGAAGUUUAGCACCAGAGCCGGAUUAAGAUGAAAAUGCCAUAUUGAUUUAGUAAAAAUAAAUAUCUAUGUAAUCAGAUAGUUUCUAUUCUUUAUCUUUCAGGUAAACAUCUGCGCUGCAGUUCUGUAAAUAAAGUAACGUUAAUCUUCCUACCUCUUGGGGAGAUAAGCAGCAACUACAAGCUCUCGGUAGUGGUGACUGUUACAGAAUUUAACACAAAGACCCGUGGAAGUACCACAUUCACCACUCAGGUUUGUCAAAAGCAAACAAAAUCAAUAAUCAAUUCUAUAAUUUACUAAUGAUUAAAUGUAUGGGCUCUGUCUUGCCUUUCAGCUCCAUAGUUCACAUCCAUUUAGUAAUUGGAGCACUCAUUUAAUUGUUAUCUGGCAAGGUGUGGCCAGCCAAGUCCUGUACUCCAGUGCAGGAGCUCCAAUCUGCAGUGGCGGACACAGUAGCUAAUCUAGGGCAGCAGGGGAUGCUCUCAGGAGAGACCCUUGGACAGAUGUUCAAGUCUGUGUCGGACAUGCUGAAUAAGGAUUCCAGUGAGGAAAAGAAUAACAGGAUGAAGGUAUGAGGAGUGUGUGUGUGUGGGGGGGAUACUAAAUUAAUAUGAACUUUAAGACAAAGAUAGUGGUAUGUUUUGGUAGUUUAAAAGACUACAUGUAAAAGGUCCAAGUUAAGGGCUUUAAACAUCCUUCUUCGAUGUUGGUAUGUCUCCUUAAGCUGCGAGAACAGAUGCUGAUGAAUAUAACUGAAGCACUGGAGAACACCUCCAGCAGCACUCCUCAGAAUGUGCAGCUGACGGCCAGAGCUGUGGCAGGACUCACCAUGCGGGGUGAUGAGCAUAGUCCCAAUGCUCAGGUACACUUGGAUAGACCUAGCCCCACAUGGAAGCAGGGUAGCAUGGAGUAAUGCACACAAACAUAUAGGCCUAUUGGUCAAAAUGUGCCAAGAAUAAAGACUUCAUUUCAGAUGGUCUAUCUUUUCCAGCUUGAAGCUAGCUUCCUGGUGGCAAACCUCAGCUCUUCCCUCCUCUAUAUGAAUGUCAGUGAGCAUUGUGGAGAAGAGAUGGUGCAGGCAGCUACACCAAUUGUAGAGGCAGCCAGCAAUAUCCUGGAUGUUUCCUCAAAUGUGAGCACAUAUUUACCUUCACUUAGUCUAAUGACAGUAAUGAAGCAGCCUUACUGAACAGUUUGUCUUUCACAGAGAGAAGUCUCUGAUUUACUUCUCAAGGGCAUGGACAAUGUGCAGAGUGCACUGUUGAAUGGGAAGAAGGUUGAUGAAGCUCCUGUGAUUGUCAACAGCUCUCAGAUCACUGUGUUUGUGAACAGGUAAAAAUAAUGUGGGCAGAGGACAUAAGAAAGGGAACUAUAGUUUCAGAUAUAAGCAACGAUUGUAAAAGAUCAGAAAUAUAUUUUAAUUUCUGUUACAAUGCAAUGUCUGGAAGAAAUUGCAACUGUUAUGUGGCCUCAAUAUUGAGUGACAGCAUAUCAUGUCCUCUCAGAGUGUCAACAGAAACUAUCCAGAUGCAGUCUAUAAGCAACCCAAUAAGCUCCUCUGCAAGCUUUUCCUUCCCUCACCUGGGUGCUGAUGUCCUUUCUCCAGAGGAACCAGUGGAUGUGCGAGUAAGUGUGCAUGUGGGCCUAUAUACUGUAUGUAUGUAUUAUCAUGAGUCAAUAUGCAUGAAAGGGAUUUUCAUUGCGUGAAUUGGUAUUUUUGUACUUGUUAGUUUUGUUGAUGAAUAAUUAGGUAUGGUUUUUAAACCCUCUCUCUUGAUUCACUAUUUCCCACUUGUUACAGAUGCUGAGUUUGAAGAAGAACCCAUUUUCAUGGAGCGAGGAGAACAAUAUUACUGGCACUGUAGGGUCUGUCUCCCUGACCAGAGGAAAUGGUUCUGUCAUCCCCAUAGAGAACCUAUCUGAGGAGAUUGAGGUCAGAGCGCUGCAAAUCCCUGCAUAUUCUAUGUAAUUUGAGAGUACAACAACUUUACUGUUGCCUUAAUAAUGCCCUAUGAAAUUAAAGACAUAAGAUUGCAGAUCCUGGAUCAGAUAUCAGUGACGAAUGACAUCCUGUUGUAUAUAAGAAAUUAAAAUCUCAUUAUCUCUUCUUUGAAAAACAUAAUCUCUUCUUUGAUGCUCAGAUAUUCUUGCCAAGGCCUGAAGGAGGGCAAGCAAACAGCACAAUAAUGUACUUGGGAAACUACAGCACACUGAAGAUCGACGGCCCUUCACCUAAUGUAACACUGGUGCUGAAGAUAAAGUAAUCGAAGGACAUAACCUUUCAACUGUUGUUGGGGUACAAAGACUACCCAAACGAUAAGCAAUACAUAGCCAAGACUCAGAUGCCUCACCAGAGCAACACACAAGGUGAUAAACCUCCUGAACGUACAUAUGAAUCACAUAGACAUAACAAUUGUGAAGCAUGAUGAACGGAUAACAUUUCAUGUUUAGAAAUUGUAUGUGUGUGUGUGUGUUUUGCGUACAGAGGAGAAAUACACCUGGGUCCCAAUGAUUUGACAGGAAAGGUUGGGAAGCACUACCUUGUGGUGAGGCCCAUUGUAGAAGCAGGGGUUAAAUCUGUCAAUGCCACUGUGACUGUCACCUCCAUUACUGCUCAGUGCAAAUAUUGGAAUGAAACCAUAUCCACCUGGAGUGAAGAUGGCUGCAGGGUGAGUGCAAUGAGUACUACAUGACACAACACCUUAUGAUAAAACAAAACCACAUUGCAGCAUCCCUGCAAUCCUAGACCAGGCCAUAAUGAAAUACAUAAACCAACUGUGAUCUCCUUAGGUUGGUCCUUUAACCACGCCAUUGGCCACCCAGUGCUUAUGUACGCACUUGACCUUCUUCGGGAACUCUUUCUUUGUCAUGCCCAACCUCGUAGACGUGUCACGUACGGCUGAGCUCUUUGCCACCUUCGCCAAAAAUCCUGUGGUGGUGUGCUUUAUUGGUUCCAUCUUUGUUACUUACGUAUUGGUGGUCAUAUGGGCACGCAGGAAGGACAUCCAGGACACAACCAAGGUCUGACUUGAAAAACCACUGCUACCAUUUUAUUAUCUUUGCCGAAUAAUUUGCUGUUGAAUGUGGGAAUUUUACCUUCAACUGUUACUUGUUGUAGGUGAAGGUGACAGUUCUGGAAGAUAAUGACCCCUUGGCUGAAUACCGUUACAUGCUGAAUAUCAGCACUGGGCAUCGGCAUGGUGCUUCCACCUCCUCUCAGGUCAGUAGCAACAGUUCCCACUGCUGCAGGACAUCAUAUUCUGUUCUCUGAUAAAACCACACUCAGUGACCCUGACCCUGACCCUGUGUUGCUGCUGCAGGUUACUGUGACUCUGCUGGGCACGGAGGGAGAGAGUGAGCCACACCACCUCACUGACCCUGACAAGCCUGUGUUUGAGAGUGGUGUAGUGGAUACGUUCCUGUUGACCACACCCUUCUCCCUGGGGGAGCUGCAGAGCAUCAGGCUGUGGCACGACAACUCAGGGGGGCACCCUGCCUGGUAGGAGAGGGGGAAAAUCGAUGACCAAAGUUGAACUUUGAAGUGAAGAUGUAGGCCUUGUUGACGAUAAGAGUUUUCUUGCAGGUACAUAAACAAAGUUAUAGUGAAAGAUGUAGAGACAGGACAGAAGUGGCACUUCCUGUGUAAAUCAUGGCUGGCCAUAGAUAUGAGUGAGUGCACUGUGGAUAAGGUUUUCCCUGUAGCCACUGAGAUGGAUUUGAAGAAAUGCAGGUGAGAUAAAACUUGAAUGCACCUUGGAAUGGUAAAAUAUGAAUAACAAGAUAAUUGUCCAUUGUGUAACAAGCUUCCUAUACCGUAUAUUCUGCAGUAAUCUGUUCUUCAUGAGGACAGCAAAGGAUUUCUGUGAUGGCCACAUCUGGUUUUCUGUGAUCAGCCGGCCUCCAACGAGCACCUUCACGUGUCCAGAGAGUCUCCUGCUGUUUCUCUCUGCUGCUCUGCACCAUGCUGACCAGCAUCAUAUUCUGGGGCAUCCCUACCGACCCCUCUGA